Messenger RNA from Musa acuminata AAA Group (dessert banana), 1806 nucleotides. Its product is annotated as transcription factor TB1-like. Gene Ontology annotation, cellular component: nucleus. Gene Ontology annotation, biological process: regulation of secondary shoot formation. The transcript has a single exon. Gene Ontology annotation, molecular function: DNA-binding transcription factor activity; sequence-specific DNA binding. The record is from RefSeq and is a predicted model, not a curated record. NCBI's taxonomy places the organism in Eukaryota, Viridiplantae, Streptophyta, Magnoliopsida, Zingiberales, Musaceae. The coding region runs from base 679 to 1722 and encodes 347 amino acids.
UCAAAAUGAAAAUGAAAAUGAAAAUGAAAAUGAAGCCAACCAACUUGUUGCACUCGGACGAGACACAUGGUUCGUUUUUCGUUAUCCAACUCCUAAACCCCAAUCCAUCUAAUCCAACACUUGUUUCAGCGAUUGCGCCUUUGAUAGAUUGAGUAUAAUGUGGUAAAAAGUCUGUUUCCUCCCAUCUUUCAACUCAUCCAACAUGUUGGGUGCUAGCUGCUCUCUCACUUUAUCCGCUCACUCUCAUGUUCUCUUCUUUGAUGAAUAGUGAGUGAUAGGACACCUUCUCAUUCCUAAUAACUGCCAACCAAGCACUUCCUUCUUUCUCAAGCACCCUACACUCUUCUCGUCGUCUCCCAUCUCAUCUCCGGUUCUCCUUCCUUCCCCCAUAUUCCCAUCUUCCCCGCUCGAUUCCAUCCUCCUCUUAUCCAUUCCUUUCUGUUAGCUCCUCCUACUUGUACAUAGCUAGCUCUUAAGCUCAGACAGAGAAUCUAUUCGAGGUGAAACGUUCCGCGUCCAGUUCCUGAGCUCCAUCAAGCAAAGGCCUCAUACUGUAGUAAUACUCCCCCCCCCCCUCCCCCAUUUCUACCACGUAAGGUAGAAGGUUUGGUGCAGUUCAUAGAUUUCCUCUACCUCUCAACAAAUAUCUCUUCUUCCCCGUCCUAGCAGACCAGAAAAAUGCUUCCGAUCCGUGACCCCGAGUACAUCUUUGACCAGUCUUUGAACGAGCAACUUGAGUUCAACCCUCCUCAUCUUCUUCUUCCCAACAGCUCCUGCUUCCCCUCCUCCACUCCGACAAUCUUUUGUCCCGAUGCCUUUCGUGAUCUCUUCUUAGCCUCCUCCAAUAUCGGCAUCGCGAAUGCGGCUCCAACAUCUACUCGGCCAAGCCUUCCUCUCGGUGAUUCAGCCACAUCGGUGGAGAGGCAGGAAGGCGACGACAGUUGUAGCCGUAAAAGGUCUCUGAGGAAAUGCAGGCACAGCAAGAUAGUUACCGCAAAUGGGCCGAGGGAUCGAAGGAUGAGGCUCUCCAUCGAUGUGGCACGGAGCUUUUUCCGACUACAGGACACGCUCGGCUUCGACAAGGCCAGCAAGACAGUGCAAUGGCUGCUCACCGUGUCCAAAGCUGCCAUCGAAGAGCUCGGCACCCUUUCCUCAGCCGAACAUAGCGGUUGCAGCAACCGAAGCCCGAAAAGUGAAUCAUCCGCUUUGGUAUGCCAGGAUUCGUCCGCUAUUUCUAGUUCCAAGAACAAGUCCUCCACCGUGACCGCUGCAGCCAGGGAAGUAAAGAAGAGCAAAGCCAGAAAAGGAGGUGUUAAGCCGACGAGGAAGGUGGAGUACCACUCAGCGCUUGCGAGGGAGUCGAGGGCCAAGGCAAGGGCGAGAGCAAAAGAGAGGACGAGGGAGAAGCAAAGGAUGACUUCCUUGGAUAUCAUCAAGGAAGAAACAAGCUUGAACAAUAUGAACUCAUUGAUGGAGUUUGCAAAUAUAGAGGAAGACGAAUCUUGCGCACCGAACUGGUGCUUGAACGUAGCCAGCGACACAGCGGCAGCCUAUGAAGUCCCAAUGAUAGGUGGACCAGUGCUGAUUCCGGUCUUUGAGAAUAGCCAGUAUACCACGGCAAUCAAUCACGCAGGUGGCAUCUUCGAAGAACAGUGGGACGUGGACGCACUUUCCUUGUACUCGACAUCGCUGGUGGCCUCGGACAGCUAUCCGAAUCUGUAAUAACGCAAACCCCUUAAUUAUCAUUGUAGUUCUGUUUCGUCUUCUUUGCUAGUUUGAUCUGUGUGGUGUUCCUUUUUUCGUUAA